This is a messenger RNA of Oryza sativa Japonica Group (Japanese rice), 3488 nucleotides long. Its product is annotated as disease resistance protein RGA5-like. NCBI's taxonomy places the organism in Eukaryota, Viridiplantae, Streptophyta, Magnoliopsida, Poales, Poaceae. Gene Ontology annotation, molecular function: protein binding; ADP binding. The record is from RefSeq and is a predicted model, not a curated record. Gene Ontology annotation, biological process: defense response to other organism.
AUGGAUAAUGCUGUGGAAGGAUCAUUAUCUAAAAAAAAAAAUGCUGUGGAAGGACAGCAUCUCCCAGAGACUCUCAGCACAUCCUUCAGCCAGGGGAUGGUGCGAUAUCGAUGAUCCACCCGUGCAGCCGCGCCGGCGACAGCCUCGAUUAUUCUACCUAGCUUGAUGAGGAUUGGGAAUUUGGAAUAGCCGAGCAGGGGUGAGUAGCUAGCUUGACGCGCGUACGGGAUCAUGGCAGCCUCGACGGGGGUGGUGAGUUCCCUCCUCUCGAAGCUGGCGACCCUGGCGGAGCAGAAGUACGGCGACGUCAGGAGGAUCCGCCGCGAGAUCACCUUCCUGACGGACGAGCUCAGCAGCAUGAACGCGCUGCUCCUGAAGCUGGCCGACAUGGAGGAGCUGGACUCGCAGCUGAAGGAGUGGAGGAACAAGGUGCGCGAGCUCGCGUACGACGUCGAGGACUGCAUCGAUGCCUUCGCGCACCACCACCGCCUUAGCCGCGGCGACGCCGACCCGGGCGGCCUCAUCCGGAGGGCAGCACGCAACAUGAAGAAGCUGCGGGCGAGCUACCGAGCGGCCGACCAGAUCCACGAGCUCAAGGCCCGGAUCAUGGAGGUCAGCGAUCGCCGGCUGAGGUACAAGCUCGAUGAGGCCGCGUCUGCUGCUCCUGCUCCGGCUCUGGCCAUUGAUCCUCGGUUGCCAGCGCUCUUCGCUGAGUCCAAGGGUCUCGUGGGCAUCGAGGGCCCCAGGAGUACACUAGUCAGCUGGCUGAUGGAUGGGGAAGGUCAGCUCAAGGUUAUCUCCAUUGUUGGGUUCGGAGGGUUGGGGAAGACGACCCUCGCCAAGGAGGUCAACCAUGCUGUGGGAGCACACUUCCAGCUCAAGGCUUUUGUGUCAGUCUCCCGUAAUCUUAACCCCAAGAAGCUAAUCUGCGAUGUGCUCUCUCAGAUCAUGGACCAAAAAGAUUAUGGCAAGAAAGAUUAUGGCAAGUUGGAGGUGGAGCAAUUGAUUCCAAUUCUGAGGGAACACCUGGCAGAUAAGAGGUACCUCAUAAUUAUUGAUGAUAUUUGGAGAAUACAAGCAUGGGAUCUAGUGAAGUCAGCCUUGCAUGACAACAGCUGCCAAAGUAGAAUAAUCACAACGACACGCAUUAGUACGGUUGCCGAGUCAUGUUGCUCGACCUUGAAAGAUCGUAUCUACUACAUUGAGCCUCUAAAUGAAGUCGAGUCCCGAGAGCUAUUCUUCAAGAGGAUAUUCGCCACAGAGCACGGUUGUCCUCCUCACCUAGAAGAAGUUUCCAACGAAAUUCUGAAGAAAUGUGGGGGCCUGCCAUUGGCUAUACUUAGUAUAGCAAGUUCACUGGCAAACAAGCCUGACAUAAAGGAACAAUGGGAAAUGGUGAAGAAAUCCAUUGGUUUUGCUCUUGAGGGAACGCCUACUUUAGAAGGAAUGAAUAAGAUAUUACUUUUUAGUUAUUACGAUCUUCCUACUCAUCUCAAGGCUUGUUUGCUAUACCUCAGUAUAUUUCCGGAGGACCAAGUGAUUGAGAGUGACAAACUAGUAUGGAGAUGGAUGUCUGAAGGACUAAUUGUUGGAGAAAUGGGUAAAAAUUUGGAGCAAGCAGGACAGAUUUAUUUCAAUGAGCUCAUCAACAGAAGCAUGAUUGAAUCAGUGGGUGUUCGGUAUGAUGGCAAGGUACUAGCUUGUAGGGUGCAUGAUAUGGUGCUUGACAUGAUCAUAUCUUUGUCCGCUCAAGAGAAUUUCGUUACCAUAUUACAUGGGCAUGAGGAUAAAUUUGCAGGAGAAAAGAUUCGCCGGUUGUCCCUUCGAUGCAAUCGCCCAGAUGUUGAAGUAACGCAGGUGACAAGCAAAAAAUUUGCCCAGGCUCGUUCUAUCAGCCUCUUUGGUUACAAGGAGAUGCUUGAUCUACAGGGCUUCCAAGCUUUGCGGGUGCUGGAUUUAGGAAAAAAUGUUUUGUUCAAGCAAGUGAAAAAUAUAGGCAAGUGUUACCAAUUGAAGUAUCUGGAUCUCUCCGAUACAGAUAUAGUGGAGCUUCCUGAAGAGAUUGGAAAUGUACAAUCCCUAGAAACUCUGGACUUAAGAAAUUGCAGACGACUAACAUUGCCAUCAACAAUAUCUGGGCUCAGAAAACUAGUGCGUCUCCUUGUGGAUUAUACUGCGGCAUUGCCAGAGGAGAUUUCUGGUCUUGUAGCUCUACAAGUGCUAUCUUGUGCCUCCUAUAACUCCGUGAAGUUCAUGCAAGCGCUGGGCCAGCUGACAGAGCUGCGAUCACUUGCAUUCAAGUGCUGGAAUCCUGACUGGUAUUUUGACGCGGGAAUGUACAAGGAGGUAUCUGUCGCAUCUCUCCGUGAGCUGGGGAAACACAAGCUUCAGUAUCUAGAUAUCUGUGACGAUGAUGCUAUCCCAGAUGCACUAAUGUGUUCGUCGUCAGAGUCAGACUGCCCGUUUCCGCACCUGCAGAAGCUUGUUCUGUCCAACCACAACAUCCAAAGGAUUCCAAGGUGGAUUGGCUCGCUUGUCAACCUCUGUCACCUGGAAAUUGUUGUCAAGACCACACGGCAAAACGAUCUCGGCACACUAGGGAACCUGCCAUGUCUGCUCUACCUCAAGAUCUGCAGGUUGUAUGAGCCCGUCGAAAGCCAGCAGCUCAUUGUACCGAACCGAGGAUUCCGUUGCCUCAAGGAGCUGUGCUUCCAGUGUUGGUGCCCGUUGGGGCUGGAGUUUGCCCCGGGAGCUAUGCCGUGGGUGCAAACCUUCCGCCUGUGGUUCAUGCCAUGCUGGAAGAGCUGCGAUCAUGGUGUCAGCGUCGGCUUAGGCAUCGAGCAUCUGCUAGAACUCAAGCUUGUGGAUGUUAAGACGGGCUAUGGAUGUGGUAAGAGGGAGGUGAAGUCAUUUGAGGCAGCAAUCACAGCUGUGGUCGCCAACCAUCCCAGACGCCCUGCGCUCGUAUUGCGUAGAUCAGGUGAGAGAAGUGCAGUCAGGAAGGAGAAUUGGACAGCAGUGGAGACAAACAUGAACAAGUCCCUGUUUGAUUCAUCAACAGUCAGACAAAGAUUGCAGAAGCAGUCCAGAUUUCAAACUUGAAAUUAAAGCUGCGAUGUUCCUCGCUCCUAAGUCGUAAUACACCAACGGACAGUUUGUAGGUUGUUUUUCCGGGUAGUUCCUUGCAGUGCUCAACAUUUUUAGGUUUGUGCUCUGCUCUUCUAUAAAUGUGAAAUCAAAGUGUGUUUUGAUUAUUAUUUCACGAUGAACAAUUGGUAUUUGAGAUAAUUGUUUUAAUUUUCCGAGGGAACAAAUAAUUGGUUUUAAUAUUUGGACAUAAUUGGCGAAGUGGGUUGCUGACUCUGUGACCCAUCAGACCGGUGUAUGUUGUGCGGUCUGACCAGCCGGCUCUUUGUCGGUUUCGGUUUCGGGUUGUUCAUUUGAAUACUUGUGAUUAAUUCAUGUUUAUAACUUAUAGAUGGAUACUA